AUGUGUCGCAAACCAUUGACAAUAUUUUUCAUCUUUCUUCACACGGGUAUUGCGCUCUACCGGGCGGACGGCGAAAGGGACGACCCUGGCUCUGCAGGUGCUCCGACCGUGUGCCAGUCUCUGGGACUCAGCGGCCGCUUGGCCGUCGUCACCGGGGGCGCGAGUGGAAUCGGCAGGAGCGUCUGCAUGGUGCUCGCACGGGAGGGCGCCACAGUCGUCUUGGCAGACAGGAACAGAACGGGCGCGAGUGAGAGCAUAGAGAUGCUGCGAGAAUCAUACAACGGGGAUCACCGGGCCAUAUACGUGGAAGUCUCCAAUUCGACCGCUGUCAGCAAUUUGUUUGGAGAGAUCAAGUCUUCCUUUCCAGGAAGAAAGGUCAGCGUCGUGGUGAACUCAGCAGGCAUCCUGGGACCGCCAGAGCCCAUUGAGGAGACGAGCGACACAGACUUUGACGAUGUACUUGCCACCGACUUAAGGGGAACGUUCUUGAUAAACCGAGCGUCGGUGAGGCACAUGCUGGCUAACAACGUCACGGACGGCACCAUCGUGAACAUCGCGAGUGACCUCGCGACAAUAGGCUCUGCUGAACUCCCUUCCUAUUCCGCCUCCAAGGGCGGCGUCGUCUCCCUCACCAAGGCAGUGGCCCUCGAAGUGGCCACUAAGGGCAUCCGUGUCAAUGCCAUUCUGCCGGGUCCCGUCGAUACGCCUAUGCUCACCAACCUACCCGAAGAAAAGGUGGCCUCUUUCGACAAGUCAGCGAUGUUCAAGCGCAGGGCAAGGCCUGAGGAAAUAUCCGAGACGAUUGCGUUCAUGUGCAGUCCUAAGAGUAGCUUCAUGACGGGAGCUGCCAUCGACGUAACGGGAUGA
Molecule: messenger RNA, 867 nt
Organism: Ixodes scapularis (black-legged tick)
Lineage: Eukaryota; Metazoa; Arthropoda; Arachnida; Ixodida; Ixodidae
Product: (3R)-3-hydroxyacyl-CoA dehydrogenase-like
Exons: 4
Coding region: 1-867 (288 amino acids)
Molecular function (GO): oxidoreductase activity
Source: RefSeq, a predicted model, not a curated record